ACCUGUCAUGACUGAAGUUGGACUGAAGUGCCAAAAAAAUAAUGUGCGUUUGACACAUACCGCUAACAAUUCCACUUCACAGGUGUUUUCGAUUGUUCUGUUACAACUGUAGCUUCACGCAACUAAUGAGGUUGUUAACUAACUUAUUGACCAAGUGUUUGCAAUAUCUGGACGAUUAUAUUCACUUGUGUAUGAUUACCGUUAUAGCUGAUUGUAAUCUAUGAAUUUGGGCGUAUUUAACAGAGUUAAUCUAAAGGAUUCCGGAGGAGGAAUGUAUUCCGAAUGGGCAUCCCUAAGCCCCCUAAUCCAAAGAGGCUCGGACGAGAGUCGAAGUGUCCUCGAAAAAUUUUCCCCAGGGGCUGGUCGCGAAGUGGCCCUGUCAGUCGUCAAACAAUUGGCCGCAAAUCUCGGCAUUUCCCAAGCAGCCGAGACUAGUCCCCUCAACACCGACCGGGAAGUCCAGUGGUGCAUGGAAGUCAUCUGCUUCGGUCUCUCCCUACCCCUAGCAGAACACGACACCGUACGUGACUGCGUUAAUGUCUACUGCGAGUGGCUCUCCGCCCUCUACACAUCACCAAAGAUUUCAGUUCCAAAACCUAUCAUCGAGGAUCCCAAUUUCUAUGCCAGAAAGAUCAUAAGCCAUUUUCAUAAUUUAUUCGUGCCAAGGAAAGGCGAAGUCUGGCCGUUUUUAUAUCUGGAUAUAGGUACUGAUACGAUAAACAGACAAGCUGUGUUGUGCCACCGAGUCCUGAGGACCCUCCAGCAAGUGGCCAGAGGACCAGCAAUUCUAGACGGCGAGACUUGGGAGAGUCUCCUGCUGUUCCUCAUUGGAAUCAAUGACUCGUUGCUGGCUCCUCCAGCAGUUCGAGAGGACGCUGGUGAGCAGCUUUGCGAGAGAGUCCUCGGGGUUUUGCUUGAGGUCUGGCUGGUUGCUUGCGAGAAAAAAUUCCCAUCUCCACCUCUGUGGAGAACCCUGAGGGAGUCAUGCCUCCGGUGGCGACAUCGGCUCGCUCUGAUCGAACAGUGGAAUCGCGUUUGUCUCGCUCUAACUGCGAGACUAUUAAACAUCAUGUAUGGGCCGAUGUUCCCGGGAUUGAAGAUCAGCGAUGAAGAUGCCCAGCUCAUACCCCCAACCAUGUCCGACGAAGCGGUAGCGCAGGCAUGGUACCGUCUUUUACGAACAGUUGGCGAUCCAGUGGAUCUGUGUCGACCAGCUGUAGUUUCCCAGACCCAAGCCUUCCUCCAGUACGCGAUAACGAGUCCCAGUGUCAUCGAUCCCUGUCAGCAUCCGUGUCUGCAAGCACUGCCUCAGAUAUUUCUUAAGGCAAUCAAAGGAAUUGCAGGACAAGUCGAUGCGUUUCUGGGCAUUUCUCAAGCUUGUUGCUGGGAAGAAUGCUGCGCGACUACUGGACUAUCGAACACCAGUGUGUCUGGAGUUGGUGGUGCUGGUGGUGAAAAAAUAACCAAGGAUCAACCCCAACCCUCACCCACACCCCCAACACAACGCAGACUUGCGAAAAGUUUCAGCGUUACACCAUCUGCUGUCACUAAGGGAAUACCAAAAGCGUCGUUGAUUGGACUAACAACAAGUAGAAUAUCCAACACGUCGAUCAACAUUGCCAACUCCGGGCCCUCGUCAACGUCAAGUACAAUUUCUGCCACAUCCCUCACCAGUGACAUCAGACCCCCACUGGCUCCAGGACGACCAAAAUGUAAUACAGUUCUACAUCUCUUUGGUGAGUGGCUGUUCGAAGCUGCGUUCAUUGGCACUGAUGGCUGGUCGCAGAGUUUACCCCAGCCAGUGGGUGCCUCAAAGCGACCGUCAUCCGUGCUAGUAGAGGGUCCAAAUUCCCUUCAAGAAACAAUCAACGAAAUCCCAACAUCCCUGAGCAUCGAUCGCUACGAGUCAGGGAAGGCAGAAGCCAUGGGUGCACUUUGCAGGAUAUUCUGCGCUAAAAAGACUGGGGAGGAAAUAUUUCCGGUGUAUUUAGCUAGAUUCUACCAAGCGAUGCAUCGAGGGCUCAGAGUUGAUGAGAAUCGAGAGUGUGGAGAAACCCUAGCCAGCAUUCUAUCAAACUCAGCCGAUCUAUUUCGAUUGGAUCUGGAUGGGGUUGAGAUGCUCGCGCCAGCAGUUUUAACAGCCCUAGAGCUGGUGCUGCCUGAUAAAGAUCUCAAGUUGAAAUCAUCAAAUGUUUCAAAGAUAGAGCUACGAAGGGCCUCCAUUCAGAUGCUGAUAUCGAUGUUGGCAUUGCCUUUACAUUUUCAGAAUCUUCCAAUUCGAGAAUUCUCACUCUCUCCAAUGGACAACAAUCCCGAUAAAACUCCACUGACAUUCGGCCAACUGAAGCCCAGACUGAUGAAUCUUCUGAUAAAUGCUCUACAAGUGGAAUCAGAUCCCUUGAACACGCACAUGCUAUUAGGUGGUUUACUCCUGAGUGUUCAAGACUCGGCGACUGCAGAGGAAGUCGAGCAAUCAGCGCCUCUCGAUACAGUGGACAAUGACACGUCGACGAAUCUACUGACGUCUGCCAGCAGCGACUCGACCAGUCAAAUAAGCAUUUGCAGUGACCUCCGCUCCCUGGGGGACGACGGGUCCACAGUUCAGGACGAAACGCCUGCUUUUGAUUCAGCUCAUGCCCUCUUCUUGAGGGCUACCUAUCUAGUCUGCCAUCGGCUAAUAUCCUCGUGGAAGACCGAUCUGAAUAUUUCCCUGGCUGCUCUUGAGUUGCUGUCGGGAUUGGCGAGGACCAACAUACGUGAAACCGCGAGGAGAUUGACAGAUUCCCUGGAAUGCAAACGAGCAGUUAAAUGGCUGUGCGACUACAUAACGUAUCAAUGUUGGCGUCCACCCCCGGCCCACUCCAAGGAUCUCCAUUCAUCGAUAGUAGCGGCGUUCGGUUGUCUGACAACCUGGCUGACCGCUCACCCCCAGCUCCUCCAGGACAAGGACUGUUUGACAACAGUCCUGGAAGUAGUUGAGCUCGGUGUGUCAGGGACAAAGAGUGUCGGAAAGCCGGGUGAGCCGAUAAAAAUGAAAGACGAGAAGGAGUUAAAGCCGGCGUCGAUGCGCGUCAGAGACGCAGCUGACGGUCUUCUGACGAUUGUUCUUGAGCAAGUCGGAUACUUUCCGAGUGCCUGCGGGGCUCAAUCCCUCUCAUCGCUCCUGGACGAGGUGUCUCUCUUGGAGCAGAGCCUGAAGGAGAGUGUCUCUCGUUCCCAAGCGGUCGAGCGAUUCCGGUAUUUCGUGGCUGAGAACGCAACCAUGCUGGCUAUCCUCGAGGGAACCUCUGAGCAUUCAGCUAACAGCAAUAACGAUCCCCAUCCGACAGUGACGCUUGUCAUCAGGGGACCCUUCGGCCGGCACGCCUGGACGAUGCAGCUUCGCCAUCUGCCGAGGCAUAAGUCAGGGGUCAAGAGCAUCAACCCGAAUCCUGGGAGACCUCUUCCACUGGCUGAAACACUACCGCGAACUGAUUACAAACCGAGAUUCUUUCCUGAUAAUGUCGACAAGAUUCCUCACUGCAAGGUAGACGAAUCAAUCCCGAGCCUAGAGGCCGUGAUGAACGACAACGCAUCCGUGAAAGAAGAGCACGAUCUGCUCUCCCAGAUCCUCGACUCCCAGAUGACCAUUGAAUCCCAGAUCGAUCAGGAGUCGAAGGCCUCCAGCAGCGAUCGUGAGAGCUACCGGGAGUGUCAGCCCCCGAGCAAUGCCCACGAGUUCCAGACGGCGCGUCUCUUCCUGAGCCACUUCGGCUUCAUCGGCUUCGACCCUUCGAUCUUGGACGAGAACGAUCGAUCCCUCGGGAUCACAGCACUGGAUCCGUCGAUCCCCGGCUUCUGCGCCGAUCUGGAGAGCCUCGACAACACAAACUCCAGAACUUGCGACACUGUUCACAUUUUCUACGUCAAGUCCGGCCAGAGGGCGCCAGGGGACAUUCUGUCGAAUGUCUUGAGCAGAGACAACGUUUCCGAUCAUUUUCUGGAGUUUCUGAACUCUCUGGGAUGGCCUGUUAGGGUCAGGGAUCACGCGGGGUGGACUGGACACGUCACGACUUCCUGGAGAAUAACUCCGAAUAUCAGUUCGUCUCAGAGUAAUUCGACGCUCAAUGCCAGUGAAAAUGGGGGUUCCCUGUACAGUGGCGACACUCACGUCUUGUACUGGGCGGAUGUCAGCUCAGAAAUAGCUUUCAUCGUUCCAACAGCGACGUCAAGUGCGAGUAGCAACAGCAAUCAUCAGGUGUCUGACUGUCUUGAGGAUCAAGGAAUUUGCAGUAGUGACUGCAGCACUAGCUAUAAUUGCAAUUAUGAAAGGAGUAUGAGCGAACAUUCGUCGAAUAGAGCUGCUUCGAGAGUGGACAGUGGAUACGCCCCUCAGAGCUCCCAGACCACGAGCUCCAGGACAAUGUCCUUGGACCUGGAGAAGCAGCCGUCAAGCCUGACGAGUUCAGGGCCCCCGAGUGUAUCAUCAAACUCAGAAUUUCCUGUGAGGUCGAGGAGAACGACUAAACACUCAUUCCCAGGGCAGAUGGAGACGAAGAUCAUGGUGGUUUGGCUGGAGAGUCUUGAGGACUACGCGCACUUCCCUGUGGAUCAGCUGCUCCCUUAUUCCAGCACUGGAUUGGAAUCAAAUUGCAGGACCUUGCAGGCCUCUGACGUCUUGCUGAUUUAUCUUCAUUCAUUGUCGAAUGGUCUGCUGAGGGUGAAACUCCAGGGGCCGGUCUCCAGGAUCAAUCUGGCGACUCCCUUGAUCGAUGGAAUGCUCGUGUCCAGGAGGGUUUUGGGAACACUAGUCAGACAGACUGCGAUCAAUAUGGCGAGGAGGAAGAGACUGGACAACGACAGCUAUCACCCACCUCAUGUCAGACGAAGGCUCAAGGUUCAGGAUAUGAUGCAGAAGUAUAAACGGGAUCUUUCGCAGCCGGAGCUGUUGACUCUGUUGUUCAAUAGUCCUAUUGUCCAGUGAUGUUGAAGAGAAGAGCGAGGUAAAGGUCGUAUGGAGACGGGUUUUUACAUUCUUCUUAAUUGUUGUAAUUUCAAGAUCAGGGCGAAGUGGUGAAACUACGGGUAUUUGAUUGGCGACAACUCGAGAUCGGCAGAGUAGAAUUCGAUGAGUUUAAUCUCAUUUUGAAGAAUGUUUUCUUAGCUUUAAAAUGAGACUCGCUCAAAUCGCAUCAUUGGUUCAGAAGGUAUCGAAGAUUUAGACGCAUUGAUUAGUUUCUUUCAAAUUCGAAGAUGUAUGUAAAAUAAACUUUGUUUAGUCAACGAUAACUAAAGAACGGCAGAAUCGAAUUAAACAACUUUAGUGUCAUUUUCAAGGAAUUUUUUAAGCCUUUCAAAUAAGAUCUGAUUUGUAGAAAUCGCAUAGUUGGCUCGGAAUCUUUAUAAAAAAGUCAAGAGCUUGAUUACAAAAAAAUCAACAUUUUUAAUGGACGUUUGAAAUUUUUCGCGAGUCAUGCAGUGAUAAUAAAUAAAAUGGUACUGUACGUAUCUUAUCGUCGGAUUGAUACACAUCACGCAAUCAAUGAUGAAAGAAAAAUGGAGGAGUUGUGCUAGUGGAGGCAAUGUUUUGAGAGUCUCUCUGUUACACCCAACGAUUGUAUUUUAUGUAAGUAAAUAAUAAAUAUUUUUAACAACAA
Diachasma alloeum is the source of this 5636-nucleotide messenger RNA. RefSeq names its product ral GTPase-activating protein subunit beta. Gene Ontology annotation, biological process: regulation of small GTPase mediated signal transduction; activation of GTPase activity. Gene Ontology annotation, molecular function: GTPase activator activity. The record is from RefSeq and is a predicted model, not a curated record. Lineage: Eukaryota; Metazoa; Arthropoda; Insecta; Hymenoptera; Braconidae. Bases 221 to 4963 code for a protein of 1580 amino acids. The transcript has 18 exons.